Molecule: messenger RNA, 1307 nt
Organism: Daldinia caldariorum
Lineage: Eukaryota; Fungi; Ascomycota; Sordariomycetes; Xylariales; Hypoxylaceae
Product: cation efflux protein
Exons: 8
Coding region: 110-970 (286 amino acids)
Biological process (GO): transmembrane transport; monoatomic cation transport
Cellular component (GO): membrane
Molecular function (GO): monoatomic cation transmembrane transporter activity
Source: RefSeq, a predicted model, not a curated record
CGGUCUCGACUGGGUCGCUAUCGGUAAAUGACCCUGGGUGCGAAACGUCCCCUCUUGUAAACAUAGUUGACCAUCUUAAUAGCUUUUCGCCACUGCUGCUGAUGCUUUUAUGGAUCUCGUCUCGUCCUUUGUAAUGCUGAUAACUUCGCGGAUGGCGGCGAGAGCUAGCAUCUAUAAGUAUCCGGUAGGCCGCACGAGGAUUGAGACUAUUGGGAUUAUUCUCUUCUGUGCGCUGAUGACUACCGUUGCGAUUCAACUUCUCGUCGAGUCUGCACGCACUCUCGGCGGAGGACCAUCCGAAUCCGAUGAGCUUCAAAUCAUUCCCAUUAUCAUCGUGGGUAUUGCCAUCUUUGCAAAGGGCAGUCUGAUGCUCUACUGCCUCGCAUAUCGUAGAUACCCGUCGGUCCAUGUCUUUUUCAUCGACCAUCGCAAUGAUAUUGUUGUUAACAUAUUCGGUCUUGUCAUGUCGGUGGUUGGCGACCGAUUUAUCUGGUAUCUAGAUCCUAUUGGUGCUAUAUGCAUUGCACUCCUCAUUCUGUUCUCCUGGAUUGCCAAUGCAUUCGAGCAAGUAUGGCUUCUCGUGGGCAAGUCAGCCCCCAAAGAAUUCUUAUCGAAGGUCAUCUACUUGAGCAUGACCCACGAUCCCCUGGUUCAAAAGGUGGAUACGUGUCGAGCAUACCAUGCCGGGCAGAAAUACUAUGUCGAAGUUGAUAUUGUCAUGGACCAAGAUGUCCCGCUGAAGAUCUCACACGACGUAAGUCAGUCUCUGCAGAGGAAACUUGAAGGCUUGAGUGAUGUCGAGCGAGCAUUCGUUCACGUUGAUUACGACGAUGACCACGACGUCUACCAGGAACACAAACCUCUUUACGAGGAGAAGAAGCAGCAGCAGGGCCGAACCUUGAAGGACGUGCUACUUUUCCGGAAGAAACAAGGAGAAGAGGAACUCAGGAGACAGGAGGCUCAACGAUGAGGUUAGGUAUCCACGUUGACUUCUCGAACCUCGAAUCUAGGAAAAGAGAGGAAGGGAAAGGGGGAAAGGGGAAAAGGAGGUGAUGGAAGAAAAAGAUAGAAGAGAGCCGCGGUUUACACCACUAAGCAAAGGCGUGGUGAGGCUAUUCCAACAGUGCGAACAACCCGUAUACGAUUAUAAUAAGUACGACGAUUUUGUUUCUGUACGAGAGAACGACGACCGAUUUAUGAUAUAUAUAUACGCCAGUUAGAUAGUAAAAGUAAUAAAAGAGUUUGAAUUGCGCAAAACCUUGAGAGUUGAGAAGCUAAAAAUGGGUCUGCGUAACUAUAGUUGAUGC